This is a messenger RNA of Zophobas morio, 1906 nucleotides long. RefSeq names its product LIM and SH3 domain protein F42H10.3. NCBI's taxonomy places the organism in Eukaryota, Metazoa, Arthropoda, Insecta, Coleoptera, Tenebrionidae. The record is from RefSeq and is a predicted model, not a curated record. Gene Ontology annotation, molecular function: actin filament binding. The coding region runs from base 221 to 1117 and encodes 298 amino acids. Gene Ontology annotation, cellular component: focal adhesion. The transcript has 3 exons.
AUCAUAAAAUCUCACGACUGCCAUCUGCGACAGAUGCAUGGAUACAUCAUAGGAAGAAGAAAUACCCGAGUUGUUAAGUGCUGGUGGUUGGGUGUGUAAAUUUCAUCACAAGAAAUUUUGCAGUGUACAAACACAUUAAUGAUUUUAUUGUUAACGUUACACAGUGCUGCCUAGUUACUAAUUGCGUUUAAAUGAGAAUAGAUUACAUAAGGAAAUAACAAUGAGCAAAAAGUGCGCGAGGUGUGAAAAGACUGUUUAUCCAACUGAAGAACUUAAAUGUCUAGAUAAGAUUUGGCACAAACCAUGCUUCAAAUGCAAAGAAUGUGGAAUGGCCCUCAAUAUGAGAAAUUACAAAGGAUUCAACAAGGAACCGUAUUGCGAAGCGCAUAUACCAAAAGCCAAAGCAACAACAAUGGCAGAAACUCCUGAAUUAAAACGUAUUGCCGAAAAUACAAAAAUUCAGUCUAACGUGAAAUAUCACGCUGAUUUUGAAAAAAGUAAAGGCAAAUUUACACAAGUGGCGGAUGAUCCAGAAACGCUUCGUAUUAAACAAAAUACUAAGAUUAUUAGCAACGUUGCAUAUCAUGGGGAAUACCAACGUAAAGCGGAAAUGGAGCAAAGACGACAGUUAAAUGAAAACGGUUUUAAGGAUAUUGGAGAUUCAAAGAAUGCUAAUCCACCACCACCAAAUCCUCCACUUCAACCACCACCACCGCAACCACAACAACAACAAGUACCGGUUGGAAAUCCUAAUAAUAUUGGAAAGAUAAGCGAUUACGAACCGGGGACGGGACAAUUUGCUAGUCCAUAUUCGGCAAGGAAUUCUCAAACACUUAUUUAUUCUUCAGAUGUUGGCUCCGUCAAUAAUCCUCCUCAACGUCAUAUCGGUUCUGUUCAUGAUCUGGAUCCAGUUAAUCAUAAUUAUGGGUCCCUGGGAAGGGUGUAUCGGGCUAUGUACGACUAUGAAGCACAAGAUGAAGAUGAAGUGAGUUUCCAGGAUGGCGAUUUGAUCGUUAAUGUAAGUAGUAUUGAUGGAGGUUGGAUGACUGGAGAGGUACAACGUACAGGGCAAGUGGGAAUGUUACCGGCAAAUUACGUGCAACUGGUUAAUAUUUAAGUAGACCAUCUACUAAAAAUUAUUAAGUUACAACACAUACUUUUCGGUUUAAUAACGUAUUGCAGAGGAAUUAAAUUAUGAUGGUAGGUUGUAAAAUAAUAUAAAAUCUUUAAAUUGUCAACUUUUACAUAUUUUUAUUUUAUGUACUUUAUGCUGUAUUUAUUUCAUUAUAUUUUUGCAAGUUGUUAAUUAUUUAAAGGUUACAUUUACUAUAAAAACGUAACCAUUGCUUGCCAGACUAAAUUUAUUUUGUCACUAAUUAUAAUAUUUACAUAUGUAUAGUAAUCUUUAUGUAAUAUUUCUUUCUUUGCCGUUUUUUACAAGUUUACGUAAUUUUAAUCUUUACUAAAAUGAAAUUAUCUCAUUCCAGCGAAGUAUGCAAAGAAAAUAUUACAUUCCGUACACAGCAUUUACAUCAGUAUUUCGUAAUUUUUGAUAAUUUUUUUAUCACGAGUCCGCUAGUGAAAUGUUUUGAAUUUAAAACUUAUCCAGAUUUGUGCCUUACUGAUGUUUUUUAUAAGAAACUAUUUUUAUAUUUGGAUUUAUAUUAUAAAAUUUAUAAAAGUUUACAAUUGUUGUAAAAGUAGUGGUGCUUAAGUCUUAUGAUGUUGAUUAACGUAGUUUUGAUUUCAUUAAGUAUUUGCUGUUUGUUUCUAUUGAACUGUAAAAUAUUUUCAUAAUUUUGUGUAAACCUGUAUAUUAAUACAUUAUUAGAUUAGUUAACAAAUCUAUGCUUUAAUUUUUGAACAAGUUACUGUACAUGUUAAAUAAAAAGUACACUAUUAAAAA